This is a messenger RNA of Didymodactylos carnosus, 1719 nucleotides long. The record is from the annotation of a GenBank genome assembly. Lineage: Eukaryota; Metazoa; Rotifera; Eurotatoria; Philodinida; Philodinidae.
AUGCAAUUGAUUGAAACAACUUCUUCCUCAUCUUCAAAUUCAUCUUCAAAAUCUGUUUUUGAACGACAACGACGACAUCAUGGUAAAAAGAUUACUCAACAACGAUUUUGUGUAAGUCAAGAAGAUUUAAAUCAAGCUUUAUUACGUAUGCAUACACGUAAAAAACAUCAUUCUAAAGAUAUUUACCAAACACCAUCAGCAUCUGUGGAAAUUACCAAAGCUAGCAGUCAAGAAGAAAAUAGUUUGCCUGUAUCCACAUUAAUUAAAGAAUUUGAACAACUUGGAGGCAAUAUUAACAGUAAAAAGACAACACGUAUUCGAACAACAUUUGUUAGUGCAUUAGAUUUAGUCAGACGAGAUUCGUCUGAUAUUCCUUAUACAAGUGCUGAUCAAACCCGUUCAAGUUCAUUUAGUCAUGAAACAGAUCUAUCAAUGAGUAGUAAACAAGAACCAAAACAGAUGGAUAAGCCAUCGGCAGAAGAAGAAAAUCGUAAUAUUGAUGAUGUUGAACAAAUAUCUCGUCAAAUGUUGUCAAUUGACACAUCAUUAGCUGAAAUAUUAAAUUCUGUCAAUCAAUUGAAUGAAAUAAGUAGAAAUUUUGAGAUACUUGCUGCUGAUAAUUGUAGUCAAACAGUCGAAAAAUAUGUUCCUCUAGAAAUACAUCGUCAAAUAUUCGAUAAUGAUAAUAAUACUAAUAAUAAUGUAUGGUCUAAAAUAAAUGUAUGUAAUAAUAAUUAUAAACAUAUGUCAGAUGUUCAAGAGGUUAUCGCAGUCAAGGAUAAAUCAAUAAUAGAAUCUUCAAUGUCAAAAACAAUAACAACAUCAUCCGUAUGUUCGACUAUUUCUUCUCAUUCUAUUUUAUUACAACCACAACUAGAAACGGUAACACUUUCAUCGUCAUCACCAUCAUUAGUAGCUUUGACAAAUAAUAAUAAUAAUAAAAAUAUAACGACUACGACGACAACAUUGGUGCCUUCAAAUUCUGUUAUAGAGAAAAUAGAAAAUGACGAAGAACAACUAGACAGAAAUAAUAAUAAUGAUAAAAGUAUUGAUAAAAAGAGAAGUGCUUUUUCUAGUACUAGCAGCAGCACUAGUAAUAAUAAACAACAAUUAUUGAAUGACAAGAUAAAUUUUGAUAGUGAUAACGAUAUUUUAACAAUGUUAACAACAAGAAGUACAGAUAUUGAUCAAGUAAUUGCUGCUCAAUCAAAAAUACGAUCAACUCAUCAUCAAAAUGUGAACAAUAAUGAUCAAACAAUUCUUCUUAAAGAAUUACUUUUAAAAGAAAAAAAUUUAAAUUAUGCUCUAUCUGAUUUAGUGGCAAUUACAGGAACAAAAAAUGAUGAUAAUCAUAGUACAAUAGAUUUAAAUAAAUUUCGAGAUAAUGAUAUAAUUCGUCGAAGUAAAUCAUUUGAUAAUCAACGAAUACAAACAACAAUACCAAAGAAAAAAAUUCAAGCGAUUUAUGAUGCUGAUGUUUCAUCAUCAAAUUGUUCAACGUCAUCAUUAUCAAUCGCUAUUGAUCGUAAUAAUACAAAUUUAAGUCAAACAUCUUCAAAUGAUUUAUCAACAAGUAUUGCCAUCUUAAAUCAUUUAUUAGAUGAUUUAAAUAUAAAACCGAGUGAUAUAGGUUCGGAAACAUUGUCAAGGAAAUGUUCAAAUCAACAACGGACAAAUUUAUUUAAAUGUGAUGUUAAACCAAUUAAUAUGUUUUGGUGA